Cornus florida is the source of this 495-nucleotide messenger RNA. RefSeq names its product transcription repressor OFP8-like. Lineage: Eukaryota; Viridiplantae; Streptophyta; Magnoliopsida; Cornales; Cornaceae. The coding region runs from base 1 to 495 and encodes 164 amino acids. The transcript is spliced from 2 exons. Gene Ontology annotation, biological process: negative regulation of DNA-templated transcription. The record is from RefSeq and is a predicted model, not a curated record.
AUGGACUGCAACAACACCGAAGAAACCGGCACUUCUACAGCUUUUCUUUAUUCCUGCAAUGGUAAAAAGAAGUCCUGCCCUGCUUUUCUGAUCUGCAGCGACGACAACGACGAGACCACACUUUUCUCCUCAAAAUCUCUUUCCUCUGAUUCAUCUGGUCGGUCUUUUUACCAAAACAGACCUCGGUGUGACCGCCAAAUUGAGACGAGUCGGCGAAGAAGUAAUCAGAGGAAGGACUCUGAAAUGGGUCUAAUGCCGGUACUACAAGGAAAAGUUGAAGACAGCUUUGCGGCGGUGAAGUGUUCUAGCGAUCCCUACAAUGAUUUUAGGACUUCAAUGGUGGAAAUGAUAGUGGAAAGGGAGAUUUUCGGAGCCAAGGAUCUUGAGAAUCUGUUACAGUGCUUUCUCUCUCUAAACUCUUGUCAUCACCACAGGGUCAUCGUUGAAGUGUUAACUGAGAUUUGGGGUGCCCUGUUCUCAAACUCGUCUUAUUGA